AUGGACAACUGUUCCAAAGCACUUCUAGACAUGUUGUGGUCGCGGAAGUUCUUUUAUGAAACACCAGGACAUGCGGAGGGCAGCACUGUGACCAGGAAACAUGCUGAACCGGGGCAGGAACUGCGCAAGGAGGAGGCGAUGCUGCUGCUGUUGAAUGCAGCCCUGUGUGACCAGCUGAACCGUGUCAAGGUUGAAGCCUUGGCCCUUCAAUCAAUGAGUGAUUCUAGAAGAGGGGAUGAGAUGCUGUCUUCUCCAACUGCGCCUGAACAGCCAUAUGUCAUGUACGUACAUGUAGACAAUAAAGCAUCUGUCAACCCACCUACACUGGAGUGAAGCAUAGAGUCUGGGACAGAAGAAGAGGAGGAAGAGGAAGAAGAAUCAGAUUCCUAA
This is a messenger RNA of Callithrix jacchus (white-tufted-ear marmoset), 390 nucleotides long. The record is from RefSeq and is a predicted model, not a curated record. Lineage: Eukaryota; Metazoa; Chordata; Mammalia; Primates; Cebidae.